Molecule: messenger RNA, 1765 nt
Organism: Paramecium octaurelia
Lineage: Eukaryota; Ciliophora; Oligohymenophorea; Peniculida; Parameciidae
Source: the annotation of a GenBank genome assembly
AAUGUACAACCCAGUUGAGUAUUAUUAUUCAAACGAUUAUAAUAUAUCUCAAAUAGCAAAACCAGAAAUUACUAGAGUUAACACAUCUUAUUCACCUCGAAAGCUCAUUAUGGGAUAUUGGAAAAAGGAUUAUAAAUCAUUCAUUAGAUAAAGAACUAUGAAUUUAGAAUCCAAGGAAAUCUAACCACAUUCAGCUAAGCAAAAAGGUAUCAAAUAAUCAUUCACUCGAUUGGCAGAAUCGAUUUUAAAUGUGAGUAAUUGUUUUGAAAAUAUCCCAAAUAGAUAGACAAAAACAGAUAGAUUUGUCUAAAAAUAAAAAAAUAAAAUUACUACCCCAUCACCUUAGCAUUCUAAAAUGCAUAAUCAUGAAACUCAUAAAAUUCCAGGUAGACUUUACAAAGGAACAUUGCUAAAAAAUUUUGAUAACUCUUCAAAUCAAAUUGGAGAGUCUUAUAUUUUAGAUUCAAAAAAGGAAAUUGGAUAUUCCUAAAUGAGCCCGAAAAGUACAAAGAAAGAGCAUAGUUCUGAAUAGCCGAUGUAAAAACAUAAGUAAAAUUCAAACACUGAACAGGUAGUAACUCCCUAUAAAGAACUUAAAUAAUAGUUGAUGAUAAGAAGAUCUACUUUGAACAAUACCAAUUCAACAAAUUCUUUUAAAAAAACCACCUAUAAUAUCAUAGACGAAAAAUUAGAAGGAAUGAAAUUUGAAUGUUUAUUAAUUAAACCCUCCCCAAACAAUGUUAGCAAUUUAGUGAUGAUUUAAUUCGAAAAUGUGUUAGGCUAUGACGAAUCUAGCUUUUUCGGAUUAUAGCCUGAUUUUAUUGGCAGUAAAUAGCAUGAAGAAUAUUUAGUCCUUAGAGAUCAUUAUUUUUAAAAGGCCGCUCCUAAUUCCUCCUUUUAUAUUCAUAAAAAUAUUAAAGAACUUUUCAAUUCAAUAUGCAGAGUGUAUUAAGUUGGACUUUAUACUUUAAAUUAUUCACACCUCCUCAAAGAUCUUAUCAAUGAGAAAAAACUUAAAGUUAAUGGGGCUUUUUCAAUUCUUGAUUAUAAAAUUGACACAUUUGUAGUUGACAUUACUAAUGUUCUAACAAAUUUAAAAAUUAAGAAUCCUCAGUUGCUAAUUUUUAUUCAGCCUUUCAAAUUACUCCAUAAAUAAGAACCAUUUAUCCCAAAUCAUACAAAAAUGCCUUAUUAUGAUUACUAUGGAUAAAGAUUCUUUAUACCAUUCACUUAAUCAAUUCAUCCAAAUCAGUAUAGAUUAUUAGCCCUACCAAGCUUAGCUAUGUAAAGUUUAUUGAAAAAUGAAGAAUACAGUAAUGGAUUUGCGUAGAUCAAUUAUUUUAUUGAAUAAUUUGCUCUGGCUUUAUAAAGUGAAGGAAAUUUUGCACAGUUUCUUAGCAAGGGUUAAAAUAGAAUAACAUGUAUUAAUCAAUCCUCUUAUUUUCGAUAAAUAAAAUAAAGAUUGUUAUAAUAAGUCUAUUUUAUUGACACAUUAAAACUAAAUCAAGAUAAAUAUGAUAAUAUUAGAUUUAAGAAAAAAGAAAACUAUGAUAGGUAUAAUUCUAAGAAUGAUUAUGCUAAGUAAAUGGAAAUCUUUUACAAUGACAUCAUAGGUAGAAACAAAGAAAUACUUGAAAAAUUUCGAGCCUGCAAUUAUGAUCAUACUAACAAUCUAUCACAAUUACAUUAAGAAUUAUAGUAAUCUUUAAUUAGAUUAAAUUAUUGUGAGAUGUUUGUUGAUUCUUGCUACUACUUGCCAUAUUGA